UUGUUUUGACAUUAGAGGAACAGAGAAAAAUCAAUACGAAAGUACAAGUAAACAGAAAGGUGUAUGAACGAGCAUUCAUAUCUAUCUUUUAAACAAAUGAAAUGUUUUCAAAAAUAACAUAGCAAAAUUCGUUUGCGUAAAAUAAAGCAAUAAAAACGUAAAGCUGUUUUGAAAUGGAUUCAAGCCAUCAAAUUAAUGUACCUCUGCGGUCCGGAGGCAAAAAAAUUCGAAAACGGCGGGAGCUUGAUGCUCUCAUAGCACAUUCCUUCGGGAAAAAACAACUUAUCCGGCGAACUACUUUAAACAGACUCUCGCAAGACAAAUUAUUAUCUGUAUCAACCGAUGAUGCCGAAGAUUAUACUUGUGUACAAAUGAACAGACCGAAAAACAACUGCAGCACAAACCGUUGUCACAAUCGUAAAUAUAUGCUUUGCAAACCCUUGCUUCUUUUCAUGGCAAGUAUGUUAUUAAUAGGACUUUUUUAUUGGAUGUAUUUGGACUUACGACGGGAGAUAUAUGAUUACAGACAAAAAAUUGAAGAAGUUGCCGUCAUGAACCAGGACUUACCAGAUACCCUUCAGAACUGGCACGAAAUAUCAACAUUGUUGGAAAAAAAUCAAACCGCGACUACAAUUCGACUAAAUGAAUUGGAACGAACGAUGGAAAUGUUAAGAAUAAAUUUCACGAAAUAUAGAGCUUCUGCAGAUGUUCAGCAAAAUUACGCCAAAGAACAAAAAUUAGUAGCUGACUUUGGAGCGAAAAUUGAAUCAGUGGUAACUGAUAUGGAAAGCAUUAAAGAUCAUUAUGCCAACGUGCUUAACAAACAAACAAAGAUGCAAACUGACUUAAAUGAUCUGAAUGGAAAAGUAAUGGACGCACAAGAAAAAGUAGUACAUGUUGGCGAAAUCUUAUCCAAUUUUUCGAAAGAGGAAGUUUUCAUAAAGUCGUAUCUGAGGAAUGAUUCCGUCCGCCUUCUCGACUUAAUGGAUGGUCUAAAUCUAACCUUCACACAAAAAUGGAACGCACUUCAUAAAAACAUUGAAAGCAAUAAGUUACAACUUAUAGAGCUUUUGAGUAGUGUAACAAAUGUGACAAAACACUUUGCUUCAAUGGAAAACAAUUGGGAAGAUUACAAAACAAAAAUCAAAGACUACCAGGGCCUUAUGCACCGCAUUGAAAAUGAUGUUUCCAAUUUAAAACUCAAAUCACGGACUAUUGAUCAAUCUAUUGCCGACAUGCACACUAGGUGUAACAACAGCAAUGAAACGCUUACGAAUCCACGGAAAAUAUCUAAUGAUGAGUAUAAUCAAAAAAACACCACAACGAGCCAAGAAAGAAAAGAAGUGAUACAGAUUCAUUGAUAAGGGGUACUAUAUUUAGUGUGCAUAUGUUAAAAUUAAAUUGAAAUCAUUAAGUUGCCAUUGAAAGUAUUAUUUCGUCCCCUUAGUAUAACAAUAGCCUAUGUGCUCAUAGGCUAUUAUUUUUUUAUUGAAUUUUUGGAUUCUCCAUCGUCGAUUUUAUAUGUGGUCAAAAUUUUGUCAAAUUCUAGUUCCACAAAGUGGGUCAAAACGUCAGUCAAAAAAUAAUAAAUAUUUACAGACAUAACGAGAUUUGAGUGAGAGCUACUUUCGACAAAAUGUUUGAAAUUCAUUUUCUCAAAACAUCAAACAAUUUAUAGGCUAUUUUAAUACUAAGGGGACGAUUUAAAACAAGAAAAUGUCAAAGGGGCAUGUUCAGAAAUUCUAACUGUAAGCCUAAAAUAAAAUUAGUAUGUUUACUUACAAUUUAAUCAUACUCUUUUAGUUAGUUCAAAAGCAGGAUAAGUUCCCGUUUAAAUGAGCUAUUGGACGAUAUUUCCGACGUCAGCCCACUGCAUCUCUUUCCUAUUGUUUAGAACCAAUAUUUGUUUCAACAAAACGCUUGAGGGGCCAGAUUUGAAUAUGCGAACAACCUUUAAUCCUAAAGUUACAAAUUUACUAAAUUGCUUCUGUUGGAUAAAUCCGUCCUCAUUUCGAUUUGGUGGGCACAAUGAUAUAAAAGUUAAACAUUUUGUUUCAUUUGUACAAUUUUUUGAAUUCGCUUCGCUUUGACGCAACCUAUGAAACGCACGAAUGCUGUGACCGCGAACAAUUAUUUAUUUAUUAUAACUAAUUUUUUAGUUUGCCGUAUAUAUGAGGACGGAAGUCCCAAAUUUACCCUAAGUCUAAAUUUCGCUGAGCGGCUAAAUUGCUUAUUAGAAGCCUGGGUGGGAUCUGCAUAUACAAUAAUAUUUCAAUAGAGACCCUGUACAAGCCCAUAUUUAACCCUGCCGUAUUAUCAAGUUACAAGGUUUUGAACUAACUAAAAGAGAGUAAUUUUUAUUGUUGGUAAUUUUCGCAUUUUAUGGCGUUUAUUUGCUUCGGUCUUCAGCUUUAUGCACAAAUUUAUUGUAUAUUGUAUAUAUUAUAUAAUAUUUAUUGAGAUUUCAUGUGCCAUGUGGGAACUGAAUUCGAUCUCAAAAAAUGUGGUUGAAGAAUGUUUUAAUGAUUGGAUUAUUUG
This is a messenger RNA of Anastrepha ludens (Mexican fruit fly), 2538 nucleotides long. Its product is annotated as calcium-binding and coiled-coil domain-containing protein 1. Bases 174 to 1361 code for a protein of 395 amino acids. The record is from RefSeq and is a predicted model, not a curated record. The transcript has 7 exons. Lineage: Eukaryota; Metazoa; Arthropoda; Insecta; Diptera; Tephritidae.